Messenger RNA from Aspergillus terreus NIH2624, 588 nucleotides. RefSeq lists its product as uncharacterized. Lineage: Eukaryota; Fungi; Ascomycota; Eurotiomycetes; Eurotiales; Aspergillaceae. Bases 1 to 588 code for a protein of 195 amino acids. The record is from RefSeq and is a predicted model, not a curated record. The transcript has a single exon.
AUGAAAGUCUCAGUCAUCUCCCUCCUCGCGUUCAGUUCUGCUGCUACGGCGGCCAGCCUGACCAAGGUCCAGCGCCAGGACUCCCUGCUCUGGCCGUACGCAACCUACCGCUACUGGGUGGACAGCGGCCAGUGGAAAGAAGACCCGCAGGACCAGCUCCUGGUCGUGAAGAACGGUGUUAUGGCUGACGAAACAACUACAAUCGUGACCUUUGACAUUCCCGCUGACGUCGCGGGCCGCACCUGCAAGUUGCUCUUCGACCUCUGGGAUCGUGAUGUGUCGACUGGGACGCAGCAGGCGGACGUGUUCACUGCGACCAAGCCCACCGGCGCAGAACGGGCUGCGGUGUCGGUCGAGACGGUCUCGAAGCAGACCGCCGAGUUCAUCGUGCAAUCUAGAGAUGAGCAUAUCGGUCGCAUCCAUGUCACUGCGCCGGGCACGGCGAACUGGAUUCAGAGUUACCAGGGAUAUCCUGAGUUUGAAUGUCCCGCGGGACAGAUGGUCGGGUUUGAGUUUGUCGGCGCAGGGGAUAAUGUGUCGCUUCGCUGGGAUAUUGGUGUGACUGGACCUCGAGUGCAAGUUGUCUGA